AUGGAGAGCAACCAGAAGAAAAUAGACCAGGAAAUAGAGCAGGAUGUCGCUCCUCUGCGAGAUCCAAACGCUCGCCCUGAAUGCUUCUCCAACACAUUCCAAGAAUGCCUUUUUGUCCUAACGUCCACGAUGGCCACUGGUCAGUCCUCGUUCUUCCAGGGUGCCGUCAUCGUGGUUCUCGCUGAAAUCGGCAAGGAUCUCAAUAUGACUUCUGCCGAAAUCACCUGGACUACUGCAGGUAUCUCACUGAGUAGUGGCGCUUUUCUACUAUCUUUUGGGAAAGUGGCCGACAUGUUUGGCCGCCGGACAAUGUUCAUUUCCAGCAUGAUAGGAUAUACGCUCGCUCUUUUGGUGAUUGGAUUCGCAAACUCGGCCUUGUACUUCGACGUUCUGUCGGGAGUUAUGGGCCUUUUCUGCGCAUCAUCUGUUCCACCUGCCGUUGGAUUGCUGGGCGCAACGUACGAAAAGCCGUCGCAACGGAAGAAUAAAGCAUUCGCUUGCUUUAGCGCAGGAAACCCUAUGGGUUACGUGGGUGGCAUGCUCGUUUCUGGAAUCGCUUCCCAGGUUUCGACCUGGCGCGCGUCCUUUUGGGCUUUGGCCGUCAUUUACGCCAUUUUCUCUCUCAUCAGCAUCUGGUCUGUUCCAAAGGAGGGUAACUCGCCGUACAAGGUUUCUUUGACGUGGGAAAACCUCAAGAAGCUAGAUCCGGUGGGCAUGUUGCUGGCUGUCAGCGGUAUAGCACUUUUCUCAAGCUCCCUAUCGCUCGCGGGUGAUGCACCUAAAGGCUGGGGUACUCCAUAUGUCAUUGUCCUCCUUAUCCUGGGGAUUGUGCUCAUUGGUGCCUUUCUUUUUUGGCAGUCGAUCUACUCGCAUCCUUUAAUGCCGCUAUUUGUUUGGCGAGACCACAAUUUCUCUUUGUUAAUGGGCGCGCUCUCUUUAGGAUUCAUGGCAUUUAUAUCCGGCCAGUUCUGGAUGGCGCUGUAUAUGCAAGAAGUCCAAGGCUAUACCGGUCUGGGUAUCACAGUUCGCCUACUGCCCAUGGUUGUCAGUGGCGUCCUAGUCAAUGUCGUCUGUGCCUUUGUGCUGCAUCGAGUCAGCAACAAAUUGCUUAUGCUCAUUGGGACCACGGCAUAUACCGUGUCCUUCCUGAUUAUGAGCUUUACAAAAGCCAAUAGCAUUUACUGGGGCUUCUAUUUUGUGCCCUUGGUAUUAAUGGUCGUUGGAGCUGAUAUCGAGUUUAACGUUGUCAACAUGUACGUCAUGUCAUCACUCCCGCCGUCCCAGCAGUCACUCGCAGGAGGCAUCUUCAACACCGUCUCCAAAUUAGUCUCCAACGUCGGUCUCGGUGUUACAACUGCCAUUUACAACGCCGUACGGAACCAAGGCGGCUCGUCUGUGAUUCGCCCGUAUGCAGCGACAUAUUGGUUUGCUACAGCUAUUGCUGGGGUUGCUAUAUUAACAGUCCCUUUCCUCAAAAUAGGGACCCAGGGAGGUAAUCAUGCUUCGAACGAGCGAUCGGAUGAAGAGUCAUUGGAUCAAGUAGGUGAUAACGUGACUGUACAGACAGAGAAAUGCAAGGCUUGA
Talaromyces atroroseus is the source of this 1584-nucleotide messenger RNA. RefSeq lists its product as hypothetical. The transcript is spliced from 5 exons. Gene Ontology annotation, molecular function: transmembrane transporter activity. Lineage: Eukaryota; Fungi; Ascomycota; Eurotiomycetes; Eurotiales; Trichocomaceae. The record is from RefSeq and is a predicted model, not a curated record. Gene Ontology annotation, biological process: transmembrane transport. The coding region runs from base 1 to 1584 and encodes 527 amino acids. Gene Ontology annotation, cellular component: membrane.